Molecule: messenger RNA, 1226 nt
Organism: Camelina sativa (false flax)
Lineage: Eukaryota; Viridiplantae; Streptophyta; Magnoliopsida; Brassicales; Brassicaceae
Source: RefSeq, a predicted model, not a curated record
GCAAAAAGCUGUGAGAAAAAAAAUGCUGAAGCCAUGUCCUCUCUCCUGCUUGCUCUUCAUCUUCUUCUUCGUCUUCUUCAUACCCAAACUAUCUUUCUCUUGCCCACAAGACCAAAGACAAUCCCUUCUCGAGUUCAAGAACUUGCUGAUGACUCACAAUGUCAAGAACCAUUCCAUAGCAGAAAUCGACUUAAUGGAACGUUUCAUGACAUGGAGGCCAAACUCAGAUUACUGCAUAUGGCAAUUUGUGAGAUGUUCGCCUUCCAGAGAAGUCACACACCUAAAUCUGAGCUCUCUUGGCAAGACGGACUUCAUUUAUACGCAGAACACGGUCUCAGUGAGUUUUAGCUUUCUGAGACCGGUCCUGCGUAUAAAUUCUCUCGUUAUGCUUGAUAUCUCGUCUAAUUUCAUACAAGGAGAGAUUCCUGGGGAUGCGUUUGUGAACUUGACCAGGUUGAUCUCUCUUGACAUGAGUUAUAAUAACUUUCUUAGCUCUAUCCCUCCUAAAUUGUUCUCUUUGAAAACUCUUCAGUAUCUUAACAUAAGCCUGAGUGGUUUUGAAGGAGAGAUGCAUGGAGAUGCGUUUUUGAACUUGCCAAGGUUGAUCUCUCUUGACAUGAGUUAUAAUCUCUUUAACGGCUCUAUCGCUCCUAAAUUGUUCUCUUUGAAGACUCUUAAGUAUCUUAACUUCGGCGUGAAUGAUUUUGGAGGAGAGAUUCCUGGAGAUGCGUUUGUGAACUUGACCAGCUUGAUCUCUCUUGACAUGAGUAGGAAUAGCUUGAACGGCUCUAUCCCUCAUGAAUUGUUCUCUUUGAAGACUCUUCAGCGUCUUGACUUAAGCAACAAUGUUAUUGGCGGUACAUUGAGUGGUGACAUCAAAGAGCUCAGGAAUCUGCAGGAACUGAUCUUAGAUGAGAAUCUCAUCGGUGGAGACAUUCCUCCAGAAAUAGGUAGUCUUGCCGAACUUCGGGAGCUGAGUUUGAGGAAGAACAAGUUCAAUGGUUCUAUACCGUUGUCGGUAUCAUGUACUCCAAUGGGCUGUGGAAGUAACAAAAAUUAGUACUCAUAAAAAAUAUAUCUAAAAUAAAAUUUCCUUUUAACAAACUUUCUUUUUUUUUUUUCAACAAACUUUCUUCUAUCAUAAUUCAUAAGCUUGUAACGAAAGAAAAAUGUUAAUUAUGAUGAUUACAGAAACAAAAGGUUGAUAAUAAAUUAAAAUUUAAUUA